This is a messenger RNA of Brassica rapa (field mustard), 2117 nucleotides long. Its product is annotated as 2-oxoglutarate-dependent dioxygenase AOP3. NCBI's taxonomy places the organism in Eukaryota, Viridiplantae, Streptophyta, Magnoliopsida, Brassicales, Brassicaceae. The record is from RefSeq and is a predicted model, not a curated record.
GUUUGGUGGAGAGUUGAAGCGGUGAAAAAGUGAAAAAGAGUCGAGGUAGUUCAGCAGUUCUUUUUCUUUCUUUGUAUAGUUAAGGUUUUGAAAGUUUUAUCCCGGUUUGUGGGCGCCUUAUAGGUGUAAAGUUGUAGCUCUUUCUUGUUUUUUUAUAAUAAUUGGAAUAAAAAAAAAAAAAAAAAAAAAAAAAGAAAAAAAGAACUACACCCCAAACAAAUCAUAAUCAUAAAGGUAAAAUUAUACCAAAAAGUCGAACCCUAGUUUAAUUUUCAUAAAAAAAUAUGAAGGCCUUUGAUCAAAACGCAAAUCUAACAUAAAACCAAACCUAACCAGAUUGUUCCAUGCUAUAUCUAAAACCGAAAUUUUGGAAAAUGUGAACCGAAAUAAAACCAAAAUCGAAUUGGAUAUUAUAUUUUUAUAUUGUGGUCCACCAAGUGUGAUGAAUACUAAUAUACAACGUGGUCCAACAAUUUUGAUGACAAGAAAGUAUUAAUAUAUAACAUGGUCACAGAUUUUGGUGACUAACUAUGUGGUCCAUAGGUUCCGCUGACUAAUACUAUAUUGGUAUCAAUAUAGUGAUGUUUUGUUUAUACUCUAAACGAAUAAUUGAAAACUAAGAAGUAAGAUCCCUUCAACAUUUGUCUUGUAAUGAACAUCCAAAAUCCAUUUUCAUCUUAGAGGAUAUUCCAUAUAUAGUUGUUUGACAUUAUAUAUAUUCAUAAGAUAUGAUCCAUGAGAAAACACACCUAAAUCUUGAAAAAAUAGAACAAAUAAAAUGUCUUCUAAGAUCCCUACCUUAGAUUUCUCAAGAGAAGAUCUGAAACCAGGCACAAAGUAUUGGAAAUCAACUAGCAAGAACAUAAGACAAGCCCUUGAAGAGUAUGGAUGUUUCAUCAUAGAUCUUCAAGACAAGACUCCUUUAGAUCUUCUUGACCAAGUCUUUGGUUCUUUGGUCGAGUUGUUUGAUCUCCCAACUCAAACCAAAAUGAGGAACAAAUACGAUAAGCCUUUAAAUGGCUAUGUUGGUCAGAUUCCAGCUCUUCCUCUUCAUGAAAGUCUUGGUAUUGAUAAUGCCACUUCUUUAGAAGCAACCAGAAGCUUCACCGGUUUGAUGUGGCCACAAGGAAACAAACACUUCAGUGAAUGUGUGCACAAGUAUGCGGAGUUUGCAGCCAAGCUUGAUCAAAUGGUGACACGGAUGGUUUUUGAAAGCUAUAACGUCGAGAAACACUACAAACCAUACAUUGAAUCAACCACUUACCUUCUCCGUGUGCUGAAAAAUAGUGCACCGAACAACGAUAAAUCUAACUUAGGAUUUGUCACACAUACAGACAAGAGCUUCACAACAAUACUUCACCAGAAUCAAGUCAAUGGUCUCGAAAUGGAAACUAGAGAAGGAGAGAGGAUCAAUAUCAAUCUAUCAUCACCUUCACUCUUCAUGAUCGUUGCUGGCGAUGCCUUGAUGGCAUGGAGCAAUGAUAGGGUUUGGUCUCCAAGACACCAAGUUCUAGUGAGCGGUGAUACAGACAGAUACUCUCUUGGAAUGUUUUCAUUCAACAAUGGAACACUUCAAGUACCAGAAGAGCUUAUUGAUCAUCAACAUCCUCUUAUGUAUAAGCCCUUUGAUCAUAUUGGUCUACUUCGAUUUUACCGUACUGACAUAGGUUACAAAUCAGUGUGUCCUAUCAAAGCCUAUUGUGGUAUUUGAAUCACUUAUGUAUCCAACUAUCUAAAGCUUCAUAUAUGUGAAAUGCAAUAAUCUAUCUAAUAAGAGAAAAAUAAGUGUAAUUUCAGGGGGAAAAACAUAUACUCCUUGGCUCCAAAAUAUAAGAUGUUUUAUGUAAAAGUAAAACCACAUAUUCAAAAAUUAUAUAUUUUAUUUUAUAAACAUCAUUAAAACUAUAAAUUAAAUAAUACUUAAAUUAAUUAUAAAAUAGACUAUAAAAUAUAAUUAGUAAUACAGUUUCUAAUAAAGAUUCAUAAAAUAUGAAAACAUUUACAUAUUGAAACAUCAAAAAUCUUUUUCAACAUCUUACAUUUCAGAACAGUAGUUACAUGGUAACACAAGGACAUGUUCCAUUUCUUGGUAUGUAAUCAAGACAUCAAUAUUAGCA